Messenger RNA from Pteropus alecto (black flying fox), 1718 nucleotides. RefSeq names its product keratin, type I cuticular Ha3-I. NCBI's taxonomy places the organism in Eukaryota, Metazoa, Chordata, Mammalia, Chiroptera, Pteropodidae. The record is from RefSeq and is a predicted model, not a curated record. Gene Ontology annotation, molecular function: structural molecule activity. Bases 42 to 1256 code for a protein of 404 amino acids. The transcript has 7 exons.
GACUCUGUCUUUAGCCGGGUGCCUCGCUUCCUCCCAGCACCAUGCUUUACAACUGCUGCCUGCCCAAUCUGAGCUGUCGCUCCAGCUGCCCCUCCCGGCCCUGCGUGGCCACCAGCUGCCAAAACAUCCCCCUGCCCGGGGCCUGCAACAUCCCUGCCAACGUGGGCAACUGUGGUUGGUUCUGCGAGGGCUCCUUCAAUGGCAGCGAGAAGGAGACCAUGCAGUUCCUGAACGACCGCCUGGCCAGCUACCUGGAGAAGGUGCGCCAGCUGGAGCGGGAGAAUGCGGAGCUGGAGAGCCGCAUCCAGGAGCGGUGCCAGCAGCAGGAGCCCCUGAUGUGCUCCAGCUACCAGUCCUACUUCCGGACCAUCGAGGAGCUCCAGCAGAAGAUCCUGUGUAGCAAGUCUGAGAAUUCCAGGCUGGUGGUACAGAUUGACAACGCCAAGGUGGCCGCGGAUGACUUCAGGACCAAGUACGAGACGGAGCUGGGCUUGCGGCAGCUGGUGGAGUCGGACAUAAACAGCCUGCGCAGGAUCCUGGACGAGCUGACGCUGUGCAAGUCCGACCUGGAGGCCCAGGUGGAGUCCCUGAAGGAGGAGCUGCUCUGCCUCAAGCAGAACCACGAGCAGGAAGUCAACACCCUGCGCUGCCAGAUUGGAGACCGCCUCAACGUGGAGGUGGACGCUGCCCCCACCGUGGACCUGAACCGCGUGCUCAAUGAGACCAGGUGUCAGUACGAGGCCCUGGUGGAGACCAACCGCAGGGACGUGGAGGAAUGGUACACCACCCAGACCCAGGGGCUGAACAAGCAGGUGGUAUCCAGUUCGGAGCAGCUGCAGACCUGCCAGGCAGAGAUCAUCGAGCUGAGACGCACGGUCAACGCCCUGGAGAUCGAGCUGCAGGCCCAGCACAACCUGAGGGACUCUCUGGAGAACACGCUGACGGAGACGGAGGCCCGCUACAGCUCCCAGCUGUCCCAGGUGCAGUGCAUGAUCACCAACGUGGAGUCCCAGCUGGCUGAGAUCAGGAGUGACCUUGAGCGGCAGAACCAGGAGUACCAGGUGCUGCUGGACGUCCGGGCCCGGCUGGAGUGUGAGAUCAACACGUACCGGGGCCUGCUGGAGAGUGAGGACUGCAAGCUCCCCUGCAACCCAUGUGCCACAACCAAUGCAUGUGACAAGCCCAUUGGGCCCUGCGUCUCCAAUCCUUGUGCCCCACGUACCCGGUGUGGGCCUUGCAACACCUUUGUGUGCUAGAAGCCCCGGUGCUGGGAGCAGGAGGAGAGCUCCAAAGUCACAUUUUAACUCUACUUCAUGCAGACAUCUUUAACAGUGACCACUCUGGACAAAGGAAGAAACCUUUACCAGCACCAGCUACCAGAAAUCACCUCUAGCCUUCCGCCGAAUUCCCUGGCUUGGACCUUUAGCACAAGAGAUGGUAACAUCUGUUUACCGGCUCAGUCUGUCUUCUGAGUCACAGAGAGAAAUCUACAGCAGGAUAUAAUAAGAUCCAUUACCACAAAGACACAUUUGCAUAAUACGUUAUACUUUAACAAGUACUUAUUUAGAUGUGAUUUAAAAAUAAUUACAUCAAAUGUGAUUCACUGAUGGGCAUAUGCUAUGAAGCUAAAGGUAACUGGAUGAAAUCUUCCUUGUCACUCUUCUGGUCUUUCUAGAUGCAAUAAGAGAUCCCUUGUUAACCUCCUAAUAAACUCUGAU